This is a messenger RNA of Nicrophorus vespilloides, 1830 nucleotides long. Its product is annotated as excitatory amino acid transporter 1-like. Gene Ontology annotation, cellular component: plasma membrane. Gene Ontology annotation, biological process: L-glutamate transmembrane transport. The record is from RefSeq and is a predicted model, not a curated record. The transcript has 8 exons. Bases 309 to 1778 code for a protein of 489 amino acids. Gene Ontology annotation, molecular function: neutral L-amino acid transmembrane transporter activity; glutamate:sodium symporter activity; L-glutamate transmembrane transporter activity. NCBI's taxonomy places the organism in Eukaryota, Metazoa, Arthropoda, Insecta, Coleoptera, Silphidae.
UCAUAAACAGUCUAAUCUAAAUUGUGUACAAUAUGGCAUGAAAUUAUGAGGAUUAUCUGAGGUGACAAUUAUAAGAUUAUGGAUGGCUUUCGAAAACUCAUGAUGGGAGGAAUGCGCGAAGCGCUGAGAGGAUGUUAGGAUGAUGAUCAGUCAAUCAUAAUCCGCGGCACGUCCAUAGCAGAAAACGCGCGCAACACCAUCAGAAUUCUUAAUUUAAAAUAAUUAAAUCUUGAAAACAAACGCAUUAAAAAAUAGCAAUUAUUAAUUGAGCCAGCAGACGGCGUUUGACACCCAUACAAGACCUCAAAAUGCAGACAUCGAUCGAAGGCUUAGACGGAUCUGAGGAGAAGCGUUCCGGAGGCUGCUUAAGAUGCUUGCGUUCGAAUCUUCUCACACUUCUUACGGUCGCUGGGGUGGUUCUCGGUGCUGGUUUGGGCUUCAUCCUGAAAAGCGUCAAAGAAGACUGGACCGAAAGGGAAAUUAUGUACGUGAACUUCGUCGGUGAUAUAUUCCUGCGGAUGCUCAAAGCUCUCAUUCUACCGCUCAUUAUAUCCUCGCUCAUAUCAGCCAUAGCUAACUUAGAUCUCUCAUUAUCAGGCAAAAUUGCCGCACGCGCAAUCGUUUAUUACAUGCUUACAACCGUUCUGGCUGUGAUUUUGGGAAUCAUCCUCGUCACAACUAUCCGACCUGGUGAUAACAGCGAUGAUACUACCAGCCAAAACGAAGAUGAAGUCGUGGUAGAUCCGUUCACGCAAAAAGGCACCACAGCAGACACAUUACUCGAUUUAGUUAGGAGCAUGUUUCCUCCGAAUUUGAUUGAAGCAUGCACCAAACAGCAUCGGACAUUGUUAACUCGAUCAAAAUCUACACCAGAAGAUUUACCAAUUGAACUGUGGAAAGUUGGAAGUGAAUCUGUGGAUGGAAUGAACAUUCUCGGAUUGGUCGUUUUCUCUGUGAUUUUCGGUGUAACUCUCGCUAAGAUUGGAGAGGAAGGAAGACCAUUGGCCAACUUUUUUCAAUCUCUUAUGUCUGCCAUGAUGACAAUAACGACUUGGGUCAUUUGGCUUUCGCCAGUCGGAAUAUUUUUUUUGGUUGCAUCGAAAAUACUCGAAAUGCAGGACAUUGUAGAGACCAUGAGCCAAAUGGGCAUGUAUUUCGUGACAGUUUUGGUGGGAAUUUUGAUCCACGGCUUUGUUUUCCUUCCUUUGAUAUUCUUUCUGUUCACCAAACGCAAUCCGUUGAAGUACAUCAGCAAUAUGGGUCAGGCCAUAGCCACCGCUUUCGGAACUGCCUCUAGCUCCGCUUCACUGCCUGUGACUAUACAGUGUUUAGAGAACAACAACGGAAUAAAUAAAAUCGUUUCGCGAUUUGUACUUCCUAUUGGUGCCACGAUUAACAUGGACGGAACCGCACUCUAUGAAGCUGUGGCGGCUAUUUUCAUUGCUCAAGUUAAGAAAGUAAGUUUAAGCGUGGGACAAGUUGUAGCAAUUAGUAUAACAGCUACUGCAGCCAGCAUAGGCGCAGCGGGAAUCCCCCAAGCUGGAUUAGUAACUAUGGUGAUGGUUUUGGAUACAGUUGGAUUGACCGCUAAAGAAGUGACUUUAAUUUUGGCUGUGGAUUGGUUGCUGGAUCGUUUCAGGACUGCCAUCAACGUAUUAGGUGAUUCAUUUGGCGCUGGUAUUGUCGACCAUUUGAGCCAGAAAGAGCUACAGAAUUUGCACAACAAACCAAAAGAAGCGUACGAUAACAAAUCGUUGCAACCAGAUGAACCAAUUUAAAUUUGAACAGAUUCAAAUUUAAAUUUCAAAAAUAUGUUAUAAUGACGAUGAA